This is a messenger RNA of Amyelois transitella, 2133 nucleotides long. It is a transcript of the gene UGT44A1, whose product is annotated as UDP-glucosyltransferase 2-like. The record is from RefSeq and is a predicted model, not a curated record. Lineage: Eukaryota; Metazoa; Arthropoda; Insecta; Lepidoptera; Pyralidae. The coding region runs from base 253 to 1830 and encodes 525 amino acids. Gene Ontology annotation, molecular function: UDP-glycosyltransferase activity. The transcript is spliced from 4 exons.
GAAUCGAUAAAUGUUAAUUGGAAAGCAUGUUUGGGCUCAGUAAAAAUAGUUUGUUCGACGAUGAAGCACGUCUAGUCGGGGCCUUGAAGAUGGCCGCGCGCAGUCACCUAAUAUUUCUGGUUCUGACGAAAUAACUACGGCGUCACGAUUACCUCAUAUCUACCUAUUAUUAGACAACCACGCGAGCCGGCUUCCAUUUACGCCCUAGUAACCAACUAACUGUGCAACAAAUCGAACGCGUUCGCAUCAGUUAUGGCAAAACACACGCUUUUCACACUUACAUUCAUCGCGAUCAUCGUCGCCGGCAACUGUUACAGAAUCCUCGGUAUAUUCCCCUCCCUCGAUCGAAACAACUAUCUCACAUACCGAGGACUGUUCCGUGAGUUAGCCAAUCGAAACCAUGAAGUGACUCUCAUCAGCCAUUUCCAGCUACCAGAUGCACCAGCCUCCUAUAAAGAAGUAUUGUUAAGUGACAAACAAGUGUACAAGGGAUUAUCUUUCGAAUCAGUUGUAGUGAAUGAAAUAUCGCGGCUGCCGUUCGAGACGCUUGUCGCUACAAAAAGCGGCAACGACGACUGCAAAACGCUUAUGAACAACCAUCACGUCCUGCAUAUGAUAAGAACGCGACCUCGUUUCGACGUGAUUCUUGUGGAAUCGUAUAACAGUGACUGCGGCCUGGCAUUGGCCGCGAAUUUGAGUGCCCCAUAUAUCACGUUCAACCCUCAGCCGAUCCAGCCGUGGCAGUAUAACAGGCUAGGUAUCAGUUUCAACUCGGCGUACGUAACACAAGCCGGUCUGCCCUAUGGAAGAGAGCCUUGGUUUUUCGAGCGACUGAAGAGCUAUGUAUUGUAUCACAUAACUAAUUGGGUGUACUACGUCGGCUCCCAAGUGACGGAUCACGUGUAUUUGUACAAGUUCCUUGGGGAUGAACUGCCGACCUUGGAAAGUAUAGCGUCGAACGCAAGUCUAGUGUUUGUAAACACACAUCAGUCACUGUUUGGCGGUGUUGCGCGCCCAGAUAACGUUGUUGACAUUGGUGGAAUUCAUGUCAGACCACCGAAAAUUAUACCGACGGAAAUCGAGAGAUUCAUAAAUGAAGCGGAACAUGGGGUGAUUUACGUCAACUUAGGCUCAACGGUGAAAGACUCGACGUUGCCGCGAGAGAAAUUGAAUGAACUGUUGGCCACGUUCAGCAAAUUGCCGCUAAGAAUCUUAUGGAAAUGGGACGGAGGGAACGUGGAUUUCCCGAGGAAUGUCAUGACGAUGAGAUGGUUCCCGCAGUACGACAUAUUACGUCAUGACAACGUUAAAGCCUUCAUCUCACAUGCUGGAAUACUAAGUACAAUUGAAGCAGUAGACGCAGGUAUUCCAGUGGUAGCUAUACCACUCUUCGGAGACCAGUAUGGAAAUGCAGCAACUUUGGCCGAUGCUGGAAUGGCAACUAUAGUUUCAUACCAAGAUUUGAAGAAAGAAUUCCUAUUAGACGCAAUCAAUGAAGUUUUAGACCCAAGAAUGCAACGCAAAGCAAAAGUUAACUCCAGACUAUGGCAUGACCGUCCAAUGUCGCCGGUAGAAAGCGCCAUCUAUUGGACAGAGUACGUAGCCCGGUACCAAGGCGCCCCCAACUUACAGGCGACAUCUGUGAAACUGCCCUUAUACCAACAGCUACAACUUGAUGUGUUGGCUUUUGUAGCAUUAGUAGUCUACAUCCUAGGUUUUGUAGUUUACAAAAUAUUAUCCGCUUGCUGUUGUUGGUGUUGCCAUUCCGAACCAGAAAUUCAAACUAGGGUCGCUGAAGAGAGAAGGACUAAAAAAGUUAAAUUUUACUGAAGUAAUAAAAAUCGGGAAAAACUUUUUAGAGGUAUAAAAUGGUGCGAAAUGAAAUUAAAGAGAAUUUUCACUCGUGGUCAUGAAAUUCACAGAGCAUAAAACAUUUUGAAAAUGGCCAACACAGCCUUCUGUUAUGCUUAGUGAUGACUUAAGAAGAAUCUCGACUUGACUGUGUUCGAAGAGCGUAGUAUUAAGAAGCUUGUGACUUACUAUCAUAGAAGUGGGAAUAAUAUACUAUAUAUGAUUACCUUCUUAACUUCCUUACUUUGUUGUAUUUAUUUAUUGUUAGUUAACUUAAUAUAG